ACAGAUGGAGAUAAAUGAAGUAGAAAUGGCGAGUGAUAUGCCUCUUGUCCAGCUUCCACAAAGAGGAGAAAGAAUAAACGUUCCUCUCGUGCAGUCCCGAAGUGAAGAUCAGCGCCUUGUAACCAGUGCUCGUCAAACUGACAAAAUUGAUGCCGAUGAUUUGGUCGCGCUGGCAAAUCAGUUAAACAGUGCCCGCCAAUUGGUGAAAGGAAGAGCUUGCGAUCGUCUGAAGCAAAUUGCCGAUCAAAUGGAACAAUUACAUAUGGCAGCUCGUGCAGUUCUCGAAGAUGCUCAACGCGAUGAGCAUUUGCAUAACGUUCCCUGUAACAUGGAGAAGCAACCUGGCCGAAUUUACCAUUUGUACCAGAAGCAAGGAAGCAUGAACAAAUAUUUCUCUAUGUUGGCUCCUAACGAGUGGGGAUACCAAGAGAAGAAAGAAGAAUAUCUUGGAUCAUAUCGGUUGGAAUAUGACAGAAGCUGGACUCCUGUAGGAGAAAUGGAUCGUAAAGACGAAGAAGUCGCUCGUCUUCAGCAACUUCUUCAACGGGAAGGACCGGUCGCCUUACGUGGGAAUCCUAAUUUUUAAGAAGCAUAUGUAACAUUCGUAAAAACGCAUAGAUUUUCAAUUCAAUUCCAAUAACCGGGUUGUUUCUUGUGUGCCUGAUACUUUCAUGAAUAUUGUGAUAAUUCGAAAUUAUUUGUUAUCUUAUAGGUUACCACCCUACUCUUAAUUUUUUAUCUGGAAAAAUCACACUACUCAUUCUGUGAAAUAAUUUUGUAGAUGAGUUUAACAACAAUUAUUUUUGACAAUG
Messenger RNA from Caenorhabditis elegans, 812 nucleotides. RefSeq lists its product as uncharacterized. The record is from RefSeq and is marked reviewed. The transcript is spliced from 2 exons. Lineage: Eukaryota; Metazoa; Nematoda; Chromadorea; Rhabditida; Rhabditidae. Bases 26 to 586 code for a protein of 186 amino acids.